AGCCUGUGAGCUAUACGUGCGGCUUUGUCACAAGACCUUAAUUUUUGAUGAAAAGAUUGUAGCGUCUUGUCAUACAAAAUGCAUUACUUUUAAGUUGCUGGAAAUUAGCGUCUUCUGAAGCAAGGCAAAUGAAUUCAAUAUUAAUAUAAUAGCAGCAGGAACAAAGGCCAAGAAAAUAUCAAAAUGAAUAUGCAUAUGCCGAAAAACAACAGUGGUAUGCCACAUAUGGACAUGAUGAAGAUGUACUUCCAUCUUGGCUUUCAUGAGAAAAACAUGAUCUUUAAAGACUGGAACAUCAGUAGUGUUGCAGAUUUGAUUGGAUCUAUGAUUGCAUUUUUGGCACUUGCUAUCCUUUAUGAAGGAUUGAAAGCUUGCAGAGAGGUCAUUAAAUUAAAGGAGAUGAAAGGAAGGAGAGUACUGUCUUCAAAUCACAACAACCUGAAAACCUAUGGUGAAACACAGCCACUUGUUGACCAUGUUAAGUUUGUGAGGCCAUCAUUUUUUACUACAUAUCGUUUGAUACAAGCUCUGCUGCAUGUUUUACAAAUGUUCAUGGGUUAUAUACUCAUGUUGGCAUUUAUGGCAUACAAUGUAUGGAUUUGUAUUGGCAUUCUCCUGGGUGGAGGCAUUGGCCAUCUUCUCUUCACAUGGCUUGUGGAUACGCCAUUAUCUGAUUCUUCAGAUCACUGCAUGUGAACCAAAAAGGUUUUUCAUAUGUGCUUGGUAAUUUUCAUAAUUGAAAAGAAACUGCUUAAUUAGUUUGUAACUAAGAAGUUUACUUAGAAUCUUUAGAGAAAUUUUUAGUUUAAAAUUGUUUUUCAAUAUAUUGUUUAGAAAUGUCUUGUACUUGACAAUGACCGUUGCAACCCAUACGCAGAACAUUUUGUCAAUGGGCAUGGUUUCAAACCUGUAACAUACAUUUUAUGGGGUACUGCACAUGCAGGGUCGUGCUGCACAUAUGGCUAUUUACUGGUUUCACCCUGGCAUUUUCUGCACUUGAAAAAAGCAUGAGUACUUUUUUAGAUCCUAUGAAACCAUUUGCAUGUGUGUUGACAGGAGCACCAUAUGAUCAUGUGUGUGCGAGUAUGGGUUGCUGUCGUACUAUUUUGGGUAUGGGCUUUAAAUAACCAAAUUUCCUAGUGAUCUUUGAAAUAGUUGAUGCUCCUAUCCUAGCAUCCUAGCAUGAUGAUCCUAGCAUUAAUUGAAAAAUUCAAUUAGGAGUAUGAUUUCUUAAAGAAUGCUAUUACUUGUAGUAUCUAGAGAAAGGUUAAUAUUCCUCAACUUUUGUGGCUGUUGUGUUACUAAAUCUGCUUGUGAUUGCUACAAUUUUUUUCAGUUGAAGAAUUUUUUUAGUUAGAAGAUUUCAAAAUCAUGUUGUCUUGAAUGCAAAUACCCCAAGAGUCCGACCAAGGUGAACAUAAACUUAUAUAGGCUUACUGUUCAAAAUAUUAACAAUUGUCUUUGUCAUAGUUUUCUGAAAGACAGGCCUGGUCAUUUUGUCAUAAACCUUUUGUUACAAGACUUAUCACCAUUCUCAUCUUGGGCAGAAAUGUUAAGUCAGGAAUUGUUUUUGGGAUGGAAUAAACCUGGCAAAUUGUUUUGUUAUAGCUAAUUACCAUCAUCAGAGCAGCACCUAAGCAUAAAAACCAAUAAUUACUCAGCAUAGAAUUGAAAUGCCUUGCUUACCCACACCAGCCCCAGCCAAGUAUUGACAAAGUUUCUGAAAACUUUCAAAAAGUGUCAAAAAUGGAAAUGUUUGACUAAAUAAGUGUGUAUACAUAAUGUUUAACAAACUUGGUCAAGACGCCAGUGUAAAUUAGGUCCUUUUUUGUUACUGUUUUGUUCAUAAACUUAGUACUGUUUGUUAAGUAGUUUUAUAAAUUGAUCAUUUUGUAUCAUUUGUGAAUUGCAAUCAUUUAGUGCUGAUAAUUAUAAAGAAAUAUAUUCUGAUUAAAUAUCUGUAGAUUCUCAACAUUUCCAGUGAACAUGUAAGGCAAUUAUUGUUCCAAGUAAGGAAAACUUUUGUUAUUUGAAGAUAAUGUCUUUUCGUUUAAAUUUAGCAAGGCUGAAGUACAAAUAUUAGGCCCUAUUUACGCUAUACAAGAUAUUUGCUGGUAUACUGCAAUUUUUCUAUUUUAUAGGUAUGUUGUUCACUAUGUGUCAGUCAUAAACUACAGUUGUUUUGUAAAUUUAUGUGAAAACCAUAGUGCUUUCAGGGGCUUUUAAGUGCUAAAACAUGCUUCCACACAAGGACUGCAGAGUAUAUUACAGACGCUGAAACCCUUCCAGGCAGGGGGGGGGGGGGUUUGGUAAUAACCAAGAGCAAGAAAUUUUUAUACAAUAAAAGUACAUUCUGGGUGUCUAUGACAGGUCCCCUUGCACAGUCCUUUGUUUCACAUAAUCUAAAUGCAUUAAAUGGGUCACUAUUUAUUCCUGCAUAGAGAUAGGAAACUCAAAGUUAUUCAUGGAACCUGAUGCAAAUGCUCCAUCACUCUAUAAUUCAGUACUCCAGUAACUAUCUGGUAUGUUGCAAAUUGGGCCUAAGCAAUUAUAAACUCUCUAUUGAAAAUUAACUAAUUUAUUUGAUCAAAUUGAUUUAUAUUAAGGGUUACUUAGAGUUCCAUGUUUUUCAUGAUUUAGUAUUACAUAAAA
This is a messenger RNA of Rhopilema esculentum, 2652 nucleotides long. RefSeq names its product high affinity copper uptake protein 1. NCBI's taxonomy places the organism in Eukaryota, Metazoa, Cnidaria, Scyphozoa, Rhizostomeae, Rhizostomatidae. Gene Ontology annotation, cellular component: membrane. Gene Ontology annotation, molecular function: copper ion transmembrane transporter activity. Gene Ontology annotation, biological process: copper ion transmembrane transport. The record is from RefSeq and is a predicted model, not a curated record.